Messenger RNA from Aspergillus glaucus CBS 516.65, 875 nucleotides. RefSeq lists its product as uncharacterized. The record is from RefSeq and is a predicted model, not a curated record. Gene Ontology annotation, molecular function: S-(hydroxymethyl)glutathione synthase activity; zinc ion binding. Bases 315 to 875 code for a protein of 186 amino acids. The transcript is spliced from 2 exons. NCBI's taxonomy places the organism in Eukaryota, Fungi, Ascomycota, Eurotiomycetes, Eurotiales, Aspergillaceae. Gene Ontology annotation, biological process: formaldehyde catabolic process.
GCCACUAUGACUACCCUUCCCGAAUGUGCACGACGGCUGUCUAUCCGGUGCUCCGCACCGGUGGACUAUGUUCCCGGUCUCGGUAUGGGGUUCCAUGUCAUAGUAUCUGUACUAUGAUUACGGGAAGCACCGGGGUGCUUGCCCUUCGUACAUUGAACCCCUCAUGAGGGGAAGCGUUGACGGGCCGGGCUUGUAUGACCUGCCCGUUAUAUAUCUCGCCAAAUCCGCAUUAACAACACCAUCUCACUCAUUACCAAAACAUCAAAAAGUCAUACUUCAAAAGUUCACUCUUACUCUACAAAAACAUCUUCAAAAUGCCCUCAAUCCACCCCCUAAUCGACAACGGCCUCACCAAAGGCGACCCCAACUUCUCCGGCGGCGACCUCUACUGCCACUGCCCCUCAGACAAAGUCAAAGUCACCCUGAAAAGCAACGUCGCCCACAACCACGCCUGCGGCUGCUCCAAAUGCUGGAAACCUGCAGGCUCCCUCUUCUCAAUCGUCGGCGUCGUCCCCCGCGACGCCCUAGCCGUCACCGCAAACCCCCAGAAACUCAUCACCGUCGACAACACAGCCAGUAUUAUCCGCAACGCCUGCAAGGACUGUGGCGUGCAUUUGUUUGGGCGCAUUGAGAAGGACCAUCCGUUUAAGGGUUUGGAUUUUGUGCAUGCUGAGUUGUCGGAUACGAAGGGCUGGCAGGAGCCGCAGUUUGCGGGAUUUGUUUCGUCGAUUAUUGAGCAGGGGUAUCGGCCUGAGGGGAUGGGGGAGGUUAGGGGGAAGUUUAGGGAGAAUGGGCUGGAGACGUAUGAUGUUUUGUCGCCGGCAUUGAUGGAUUUGAUUGCGACGCAUACGGCUAAGGCUUCGGGGCAAGUAUGA